Molecule: messenger RNA, 2283 nt
Organism: Fusarium tjaetaba
Lineage: Eukaryota; Fungi; Ascomycota; Sordariomycetes; Hypocreales; Nectriaceae
Product: h-type lectin domain protein
Exons: 5
Coding region: 1-2283 (760 amino acids)
Biological process (GO): cell-cell adhesion
Cellular component (GO): phagocytic vesicle; cell surface; protein complex involved in cell adhesion
Molecular function (GO): oligosaccharide binding; polysaccharide binding; N-acetylgalactosamine binding
Source: RefSeq, a predicted model, not a curated record
AUGACAACAGUCGACAGUCUUGUAAAGCUUUGCGAAUCAGAUGGGCUAUCUUUCGACCGUACAACCUAUAUCCAACAAGCUGGCUUGGACAAUAUUUUCACGGCACUCGAGGGUCAUACAAAUAUCGAGCAACUUAAGCCACUUCUAUGGGAUGACUCGGCAGAUACCAAGGAGAAGGGCUUGCUCUCGUCUCUGAAAGCCAUCGCCGAGGCAACCGACAAGUCUGUGGCCACGGCUUGGAAAGCAUGUCAUGACUCGGUCGAGGCGAUACAGAUGUUGAAAGAGAUCUGUAUCAAAACCGCAUCCCCCUCGCCAGAAGUUGAAGAAACACAAACAAUUAUUCUUGGGGCACUCAACGAGGCCUGGGAUAUGCUGAUCGGAGUAAAUGAGUCCUUGAAAAGGGCCCGACAUGGACAAGACGCAUCGACUGGCUCUUUCCUGGACUUUCUAUCCAGGCGCGAUGACACUCGGCUUGCAAAGUUUAUAACUGGUGUAGGUGCAGUAGAGGCGGCAUACGACAAACGUUCACGAGAACGGUUCUUGCUAGAAAACUUUUACGAAGCUUUACGACUUCGCAAUAUGCCAGGAUUGAAACUUUGGGCUGGGGCACAGUUCGCUGAAACCGGCCCAGUGCAGAUCAAGAACAACCUGUGGAAAACCCAUACGCAAACAUACCAACCUGACUUUAGGCUCUACACCGUGUGGCUUACUCUGGUUAAGAUGAAAAAGAUAAACCCAGAUGGGAGCAUGAAAAAUCACCCCCAACUCCUUGAUUGUGAUGAGAGACCAUAUCAGAUAGCCAGGCGAAUGGUACUCUAUGUAUCAAACGGUCAUGUUGUCCCCACCCAGGCAACCCAUAUGGCAUUACAAGGGUUGGAUGAAGCCAACUUGGAUUUUACAGACGUAGACUCUUUGAAGAAUGUCAACUAUUCUUCGAUAGACUAUCUGCAUCCUCCUUUCACCGCUGUCUGCUCGGCAUUCUACCAGAUGCAAGGAGUAUUGAAUACACUUAGCGGACCCGAUGGGCUCUGGAGAAACGAUGGCGAUUAUGCCAAAGCCCGCGCUGCAAUCUCUGUUCGAGAGAAGCUGGCAAUAAGCAUGGGCUACGUUGAAGAGAUUGAGGAUUACGUUGAUAUGCUCAACGCCAAUGUACUGGAUCCUAUGCUGAUAAGCUUUCGUGAUGUGAUAAGCGCUCUUCAAGACUUGUCUGCGAAUACCUUAUACGGAGAUGAUGACGACCAACGAAUCAAUCUUAAAGAAUUGAUAACAUCGACGAAGCUGGCACGUAGAUUAAGUCCCAUUUCUCUCAAUCUUCUCUCGUCUGCAGAGGCAGGCGAUAUUGGAAUUCCAUUCACCCUCAACUGCUGCCAACAACAUAUGCUAACAGAUGAUCAGUGGACUUCAAGUUACAGCCGAGCGAGGGACUUCUUCAACAAAUCUCUGCCGAUUCGUUUUCGAGACUGUGUUGGUGUCGCAGAGAUUACUGACAAUCAACUCAAGACCCAACUAGCUCCAAAAGGCACUGACUGGAACCAAGUUGUCAUGGGUUUCGAAAAGAUCGACCUUGACAGGCAGAAGCAGCUAUACAGCUUAAUUGCCCGUAAAGAUGACCAAAAAGACGCACCUACCAUCACAACCUACGGUGAUCCAAGCUCCACACCGGUAGGAGCUCGGGCACGUAUGUUGGAGUUACCUAAGUCAAGUCAGAAUGAAUUCGGCAGAGUCAGCAACUGGAACCAAACAAAAAUUGGUGACUACUACGAGAUUCCUGUUACUUUCGGCAACACAUAUACUACGAAGCCCAGUGUUAUCUGCUGGUUGGAGGGUUUCGAGGCUCAUACAACGAAGAACCUUCGUGUUCGUGCAGAAGUCAUUGGCAUCACUGAAAAAGGUUGCGUUAUGAGAGUCGGUAGUUGGGGGGAUACAGAGCUCGUCCACAUCAAUGCUGUCUGGUUCGCGCACGCUGCUGAUCACCCCCGCCUUUUUACUGGAGGUGGCAGUAUUCACAAAUACGGGCAACAUUCCGAUAUAUGGGCGCCUUUCGUGUCGGUGGACUUUCCAGAAGGAAAGUUUAAAAAGCGAAGACCUGAUAUCUUUUUGGCCAUUUCUCUUCUCGAUACCCAUUCCCAGUUCAACCCUAGAUGCGAGAUAAAGGCCACAAAUGUUACCCAACGAGGUAUGAAAGUGUCGGUUGAUCCUUGGUGGGACACAUAUUGCUAUGAGGCUCGUUUUUCAUGUAUUGCGUUUGAUCCAGACUUCUUUCAGUGUGCUUCGGAGAUUUAA